Rhodotorula graminis WP1 is the source of this 610-nucleotide messenger RNA. RefSeq lists its product as uncharacterized. The record is from RefSeq and is a predicted model, not a curated record. Gene Ontology annotation, molecular function: RNA polymerase II general transcription initiation factor activity; protein heterodimerization activity; transcription corepressor activity. The transcript has 4 exons. The coding region runs from base 35 to 541 and encodes 168 amino acids. NCBI's taxonomy places the organism in Eukaryota, Fungi, Basidiomycota, Microbotryomycetes, Sporidiobolales, Sporidiobolaceae. Gene Ontology annotation, cellular component: nucleus; negative cofactor 2 complex. Gene Ontology annotation, biological process: transcription by RNA polymerase II; positive regulation of transcription by RNA polymerase II; negative regulation of transcription by RNA polymerase II.
AGCCUGUCCACCAGCUGAGUCUGCUCUACACACGAUGGGCAAGAAGUCGAACCAGGCGCGCUUCCCGCUCGCUCGCAUCAAGAAAAUGAUCCAGGCCGACGAAGAGGUCGGUAAGGUCGCCGCUGCCACCCCCAUCGUCGUCUGUGCGUCCCUGCUCUCUCUCUCGCCCAAGGCCCUCGAGCUCUUCCUCGCGAGCCUCGUCGACGCCUGCGUCAAGGACGCCGAGUCGCGCGGCAGCAAGAAGCUCACUCCGUACGGCCUCAAGCGCGCCGUCAACACGACCGCCAUGCUCGACUUCUGCGCCGACAUAGUCGAGUCGAUCCCGGACCCGCUCGACGGCGAGGAGGACGAGGCCGAGGGCACCAAGAAGAAGCGCAAGGCCGCCUCGUCGUCGUCGGCGGCGGCGCCCAAGAAGAAGGCGGUCAAGAAGGCCGACAGCGACGAGGACGAGGACGAGGACGACGAGGGCGACAGCGAGCAGGAGGACAAGAAGCCCAAGAAGCAGGCGACGUUCGCCGACUCGGACGACUACGAGGAGUGACGAGCCUCUGUCUCUCUCUCUCUUUGUGCAGGCCGUUGUUGUAACUCUGUCUCUCGCUUGAACUCGGUC